Molecule: messenger RNA, 2410 nt
Organism: Austrofundulus limnaeus
Lineage: Eukaryota; Metazoa; Chordata; Actinopteri; Cyprinodontiformes; Rivulidae
Gene: sack1fa
Product: family with sequence similarity 83 member Fa
Exons: 5
Coding region: 58-1668 (536 amino acids)
Biological process (GO): signal transduction
Molecular function (GO): protein kinase binding
Source: RefSeq, a predicted model, not a curated record
GAGAGCGGUUGAACAGCGGUAUUUGGAGCAAGCGGCUGGAGGGGGUAACUUGUGGCCAUGGCGGAGUCCCAGCUGGUYUGCAUGGACAACGAGCACGUGAACGAGAAGGUCCCGGAGUCCAGCCCGGAGUUCUACUACAGCGAGGAGCAGCGCGCGGCCGUGGAGCAGCUGCUGCGGCACGGGGACGAAGCCUUCCAGACGCGCCUCGCGGAGGACAACACCAAGGACUUCCUGUGCUCCAGGGAGGUCAGCUCCAUCCGCGAGAGCUUCCAGGAGUACAGCGCGGACAGCGACUCGGAGUCCGGGGAGCCCGAGCAGCCCAGACGGGCCUCCAGCGCGGACUCCGGGGUCCACUCCACGUACUGGCCCCAGAUGUCCGACACGGAGGCGCCGUCUCUGGACAUCGGCUGGCCGGCCAGCAGCGGCGUGUACAAGGGGGUGACCCGGGUGUCCGUGUUCACCCACCCCCCCAAAGAGCCGGGACCCCACAUCAAGGAGGUGGUGAGGAGGCUGAUCCAGGGUUCACACAAGGUGGUGGCCAUCGUAAUGGACUUUCUGACAGACCUGCAGAUCCUCCAGGACCUGCUGGAUGCCACGUUGCGCCGCGCCGUGGCUGUUUAUGUGGUGCUGGAUGCCAGGGGAGUUCCCGACUUCCUGGAAAUGUGCUCUCGGCUGCAGAUCAACGCCAUGCAUCUGCGGAACRUCCGUGUGCGGAUGGUGAGGGGCGCAGGGCUGGCCCUGGCCUUUGGAAAGCUGCCCGGGUCCUUGGGCUCCAAAUACAUGCUYGUGGACGGAGAGAAAGUCAUGUUUGGGACCUACAGCUUCAGCUGGACUUCGUCCCGGCUGGACAGGAACACCAUCACCGUCAUGUCCGGUCACAUUGUGGACUUCUUCGACGGCGACUUCAGGGAGAUGUACGCGGUGUCGGAGCAGGUGGACCUCUACAAGGAGUUCAACAUCACCAAACCCCCUCUUCCUAAGCCCACCCUGAAGCCACCGGUGGAGCGCGCUCGGCCCCUGCCCAUCUCAACGUCUCGCUUUCAGGUGUCGGUCGGCGACUCGAGACAGGUCAACCUGAAGGUGCCCGCACACAAGUACCACAAUCCGAAYUACUCUCUGGUUUUUGGGAACAGUUUGGGCCUGACGAGGUCUUUGCAAGACCUCUCCACCCAGAAUGACUCGCUCUACAACGGGCUCAGUCAGAGCAACGGACUGCAGAACGGCUUCCUCCACUCCAGCAAGGAGCAGGUGGGCCGAGCGUCCCCCCCGCAGAGUCCGGUUUCCCCGGCAAAGCAGGGAAACGAGGACGGAAAGGAAGGUCCGAUGAAGAACCAGGCGGGAAGCAUGAAAAAACAACGCAGCUCCUUCAGGCACUUCUUGAAAAGCCGGGGAGACCAUCAGACUGCYGAGACUAUAGAGGAGGGUGUGGUCACUCCUCAGAGCCCCGCCCACAACCAUAAAGGGCCAGAGAUGAAUGGCGUUGCAGGACAUGAACUGGGGGACUCGUUUGAGAUGGCUGAGAAAGCGGGACCUUUGAAAGUCAAACCUAAGAGGCCUUCAAAGGUGCUUCAGAAAAGUGUGUCUCUGCAAACGAUCAACACGGGAAACGAAGACGGAGGAUAUAAAGGCCGGCGCCGGCAUUCGAAGAAGAACUGCAUCCAGUCAUGAGCAAACAUUGUUACACAAAGAGUUUGUGCAGCAGCUGAGUCACAGGAUCAGCUGACUGGACAGCUGACGUCACUUUAUGGCUGUUUGUGAGGUGGCUUUGGUCUGAGCUGAAGGUCCACUCUGAAGARGGUUCUGCAGAAAGUCUGGAGCUCGCGGCCAAAAAAAAAACGCUUCUGAAGGCAGGAAUCUCACUGCCAAACCUACAGUUUUUAUAGAUUUUGUAUUAAAUUAUUUCACUGCUCAGUGUUUUUUUUUUCUGUUUAACUCUUGUAUUUCAUCGUUCAGUAUAUAGGUGUAUUCUAUCACACUUACGGCCCUUUUUGGUUGCUGUGGAAACAGGAAAAGUGAUCAGUUGUGCCUCAGAGUGUCACCUUACUGCGGACCCUUAGUAACACAAUAAGUGUUGUUUUACAGGCUGUGAAUAAUGGACAAAGAAACUGUGUGAAGCUUUUUUUUACACUGAAUAAACUGSCCUCAGAUUCAAACUUCAGUUGUUUGAGUUGCAGCUGAGUUCAGUAAGAGAUGAAAAUGUGCAAAAAACACUUCCUGUGAUUAAAAGACYGAUUAGAUGAAAAAACAUCAACAGAAAUAUGACAAUUUGUAGAAGGAAAUUCAAUUAAAUAACAUUUUUAUCUCCUAUGUAUUGACCUCAUUGUCAUUUCACUGUUUUAUUUUCCAUCUGUUCAGGUGGUAAAACAGAUCCACGAGUCUGAAUAAAAUCACCUCGUGUCAGGAUUUCAAA